AUGCUUCCCGCUGUUCUUAUGAACACCCAUGGCUUCUACGACUGGAUCACCGGCCGGUUGGCUGCCGCCGGUGGGACGAUCCGCUUCAAGGGGCCGAUAUUUUAUCGCGCCAACGUUGUGAUGACGUGCGACCCGAGGAACAUGGAGCACAUACUCAGGACCAACUUCGAGAACUUCCCCAAGGGCGAAGAUUUCCAGGAUAUAUUUCACGAUCUCUUCGGCGACGGGCUGGCCAACGCCGACGCUGAGUCAUGGAGUUUCCAAAGGAAGCUCGCUCACAACAAGAUCCACUCCAAGGAUUUCCGGCAGUUCUCGCUGAAGAACACAAGGGACAUAGUCAAGACCCAGCUCGUGCCCCUGCUCAGGCAGUGGGCUCGCCAGAGCUCGGUCCUGGACAUGCAGGACGUGUUCUCAAGGUUCACAUACGACAAUGCAUGCGUAGCGGCCUUUGGCGACAACCCCAGAUGUCUAUCUCCCAGCUUUCCCAGGUUGCCGGCAUCGGAAGCCAUUGCCAUCAUAAUGGACGCAAUCUUUUACAGGCACAUAGUUCCCAGUUUCGUGUGGCAUCUUUUCCGACGGUUGCAGGUCGGAAAAGAAACGAGAGUGAACCAUGCAAAGGAGGUGAUGAAGGAAUUGUUGACACAGAAAGUUGGGGAGAAGAAGAAAUCUCCCGGCAGUGACGACCUACUGUCCAAGUACGUUGCCGUCUCCAGCGAUGACAUCUUUUUGGAGGACUCCACUGCCAACUUCCUGCUGGCUGCUAGAGACACCUCAGCCUCUGCACUCACUUGGUUCUUCUGGCUACUUUCUCGGCAUCCCCAUGCGGAAGCGAAGAUCUUGGAGGAGUUGCACUCGAUUAUAACUAAGACGAAAGAAGCUGCAGCCAACGCAACACCAUUAUCUUCAUUACCGGAUUUCGACUUCGGCGCCGAGGAGUUGCAGAAGAUGGUGUAUCUCCACGCCGCGCUGUGUGAGACAUUGAGGCUCUAUCCUUCUGUGCCAAUCAACAACAGAAGUGUGCUGGCAGAGGAUAAGCUGCCUGACGGCACCGUGCUGAAACCAGGGACGAAGGUCUUCUUCGUCCCGUAUGCAGCGGGGAGGAUGAAGUGGGCAUGGGGAGAGGAUUGCCUAGAGUUCAAGCCGGAGAGGUGGAUCGACGGGGAGGGAAGGCUGAAGCAUGAAACUGAUGGGUCGAGGUUUGCUGCCUUUAAUGGUGGACCGAGAACCUGUGUAGGGAAGGACAUGGCAUUCCUUCAGAUGAAGUACGCAGCAGCGGAGGUGCUCCUGAAUUUCGAGGUGACGGUCGUGGAGGGCCAUCGGGUUACUCCUAAGGCAAGCGUCGUCAUGUCCAUGAAGCAAGGUUUACCAGUUAUGGUGAAGGAAAGGCUUUCUGUCAACAACGACGACAUGGCAACUAGGCUUCCCUGAAUAACCAACCAACACCUGCAUGUCUCUUUAAUAAAAGGAAAGGCUAUCUAUCUUCCACAAAAAAUAAAUCAUCCCUGCUUGUAUA
This is a messenger RNA of Nymphaea colorata (pocket water lily), 1513 nucleotides long. Its product is annotated as cytochrome P450 86B1-like. The record is from RefSeq and is a predicted model, not a curated record. NCBI's taxonomy places the organism in Eukaryota, Viridiplantae, Streptophyta, Magnoliopsida, Nymphaeales, Nymphaeaceae. The transcript has a single exon. Gene Ontology annotation, molecular function: heme binding; monooxygenase activity; iron ion binding. The coding region runs from base 1 to 1428 and encodes 475 amino acids.